This is a messenger RNA of Spodoptera frugiperda (fall armyworm), 3574 nucleotides long. RefSeq names its product cyclin-dependent kinase 9 (gene Cdk9). The record is from RefSeq and is a predicted model, not a curated record. NCBI's taxonomy places the organism in Eukaryota, Metazoa, Arthropoda, Insecta, Lepidoptera, Noctuidae. Bases 166 to 1374 code for a protein of 402 amino acids. Gene Ontology annotation, molecular function: ATP binding; cyclin-dependent protein serine/threonine kinase activity. Gene Ontology annotation, biological process: protein phosphorylation. Gene Ontology annotation, cellular component: nucleus. The transcript is spliced from 3 exons.
UUUCAUUUCUGUUUCUGACAGUUGCAAAAAGGAGUCAUUUGGUGAUGAGAGUGCGUGGAGAUUUAGCUUGAAUUUGUUUAGAAAAUACGUUCAUUAUCAAAAAUAGCAUCGGACAUUAUUAUUUUUGUUAAAGUGCAAUAAAAAGGCGGCAAGAUUGCGUCCAAAAUGCAAGGCGUUAGCGCUCCGCGGGAGCCUACGCAACCCGUGAUGAGCACUAGCUCUACAAUCCUAAAUAUGAGAGAAAAGGAGAAAUACAUCGAAGAUUUCGACUUUCCCUUCUGUGACGAGUCUUCAAAGUACGAAAAAGUCGCGAAAAUCGGUCAAGGAACGUUCGGAGAAGUGUUCAAAGCUCGCGCGAGGAACAGCAACAAAAAAUUCGUCGCUAUGAAAAAAGUGCUCAUGGACAAUGAAAAAGAAGGUUUUCCUAUCACAGCAUUGCGAGAAAUCAAGAUCCUUCAGCUUCUAAAACACGAGAACGUAGUAAACUUGAUAGAAAUAUGCCGUACGAAGGCGACAUUGCAUAAUAAAUACCGAUCAACAUUUUACUUAGUUUUCGACUUCUGUGAGCACGAUUUAGCUGGUUUACUGUCCAAUGUGAACGUGAAAUUCAGUUUGGGUGAGAUUAAGAAGGUUAUGCAGCAGUUACUGAAUGGUUUAUACUACAUACAUAGUAAUAAGAUCUUGCACAGAGACAUGAAGGCAGCCAAUGUAUUGAUCACCAAGAAUGGCAUCCUAAAACUGGCUGACUUCGGUCUAGCUAGAGCAUUCAGCCUGGCGAAGUCCGGACAAGUCAAUAAAUACACAAACAGAGUGGUCACUCUGUGGUACAGACCUCCUGAACUACUUUUGGGUGAUCGAAACUACGGUCCGCCAGUGGACAUGUGGGGCGCAGGUUGUAUCAUGGCAGAAAUGUGGACUCGGUCCCCAAUCAUGCAAGGCCCGACUGAACAGCAGCAGCUGAUCCUCAUCUCUCAACUCUGCGGCUCCUGCACCCCUGAUGUGUGGCCAGGAGUUGAGAAUCUAGACCUGUACAAUAAGAUGGAGCUUCCUAAAGGUCAGAAGCGGAAGGUUAAGGAACGGUUGAAGCCUUAUGUUAAGGAUCCUUACGGCUGUGAUCUGCUGGAUAAACUUUUGCAGUUGGAUCCUGCGAAGAGAUACGAUGCAGAUACAGCCUUAAACCAUGACUUCUUCUGGACUGACCCCAUGCCGUGUGACCUCGCUAACAUGUUAGCUCAGCACACGCAGAGCAUGUUUGAGUACCUGGCUCCACCGCGCAGGCCUGGCCACCUCCGUCACCACCACCAUGUAGCUGGGGCUCAGGCGAAGCCAACGCAGCCUGUCCAGGACUCUGGGUACCAAGACCGUGUGUUCUGAAGUGUGAAAGUUAUGUGACAGUCUUAUUAUUAGGUCUUUAUCUGUUUUUAGUGAAUUUAAUGAAUUUAGUCUUCUUGAUAUUCAAAAUUAAAGUCAAAAUUGAUUAUUUCACUUUUGAAUGUCAAAGCAAAUAUACAAUACUAGCUAUUUCUGCGCGGUUUCACCCGCUCUGCUCGGCUCCUAUUGGUCAUAGCGUGAUGUUUUAUAGCCUAUAGCUUUCCCCGAUAAAUGCACUACCCAACACAAAAAUAAUUAUUCAAAUCAGACCAGUAGUUUCGGACAUUAGCCCGUUCAACCAAAUAAACAAACAAACUCUUCAGCUUUAUAAUAUUAGCUUUAUAGUAUUAGUAUAGAUAAAACAAAAUGUCUGUCGGACAGUCCUCUAGUUGCUCUAUUUGCUCGUUCCAAAGUGUAGAUUCCUAUGGAGAAGAACAAGCAAGAAACUCCAUAGGUUACUCUUUUUCAAUUCUUAACCUUCUUCUUAGCUAUGUGAUUUUGCUACACCAAAUCAUAAAUUAUUUUGUCAUGUAAUAGCUAUCGUGCUAAAUCUUAGUUUCACAGCUAAAGACCUAGUAUUAGACUAUUAUUAAAUGAAUCUGAGACUGAAUUUAUAAAGCGGUGAGUCGAAUUUUGUAGCAUUGUUAUCAUAUAAUUGUAUUCAUUAGUCCGUGGCCUAAGUAAAGUAAAAGAAAUCACUCAUAUGACUUAAAUGAGACUACAAGUAGUACUCGUCCACAGAAGCAUAAUAAAUUAAAUGUGCAUAUGUGAGAAUUAUGCAGAAUCAUUACAACUCAUAACACAAAUGGUAGAACUUACUAAAGGUACGCGUCCACAGGCCCGCAUCGUACGCAUUGCACGCAACGGACUUUAGUUUGUCUUGUAUAGAAACUCAUACAACUGCGUCCACUGAUCCGCAUCGUUACGAACCGCAUCAUCGGCAAUUUUUUUACAUUUGAUGGGUCGACGUUUGGCCACUAUCUCGCCUGAUGGUAAGUGAUGAUGCGGCCUACGAUGGAGCACGUCUGCCCAUAAGCAAUCUAUUCACUCGGGCCUUGAAGACACCCAGGUUAUACCCAUCAGGAAACACAGACUCCGGCAAAGAAUUCCACUCCCUAGCAGUUCGCACAAGGAAGCUUGAAGCCUACAUGCGAUGCGUACUGAUGACGUCAUACGGAAUGCGUACGAUGCGUGCGAUGCGGGCCUGUAGACGCUUACCUUUAAUCAGUGUCAGUCAGUAUGUCAGUUUCUACUGGUUAUACAUAGCUUGAUAUUAUGUAACCAUGUGUAUAUAAUAUAUGUACUAUUGUUGUAUGUAUAUGCAGUAUGCAUUGUAGAUAGCAAAAUAAAAAAAUAUAGUUUAGAUAAUGAAUGAUGUUGAUAUGUUGUGAAAUAAUUAAAUUACUUAGUUAAUUUUGAUUUAAAUAUGUUUUUGUACCUAAUAAAUAUGAAAUUUAUUUAGUUUCUCUCCACUUAAAGGAUUAUUUCACACGAUAAUAUGAUACAAAAUUAGAUGCAAACAUGCUCCUUUGUGAGACACGGAUCCUAAACUUGGUACCUAUGUAUGGUAUUAUUCCUUUCAUUGCAGUUUAAAAUACUUGUUUUCGAACAUUUCUCCUAAUAGUUAAUUAAUCUAUAUCCUGAAAUAAAAAAAUUAAAAAAAUAGUAAAUAGAAAAAAUCCGUGUUCAAAUUAAAAAAGAAACGUAUUCAAUCAACUAAAAAUCACGGUUUACUCAGAUAAAUUAAUGGAGAAAAGCUCUACUAGUUUCGAGUCACAGAGGGACUCUUCAUCAUGAGCAGCGUGCGCAGACGCGGCGACAUCGCGCAGCCUACGCGACUCUAGAGAAAAGUCCCUCUGUGACUUGAAACUAGUAGAGCUUUUCUCCAUUAAUUAAUUUGAGUCAACCGUGAUUUUUAGUUAAUUUAGUCAUUAUUAAAUCAGCAUCAGAAUACAUUGUAUACUUAAUUGACUAUAAGUUAUAGUUCCUAAGCUUGUAAAUAUUAUAAUAGAGGUUAAAAAAGAAGAAAAAAAUGACGCGGAGUAACUACUAACUCACUCAUACAUUUACACCUAUGUAAUAUGUAUUGUAAGAUUGUAAUGUUAUAUAAAUACCUAGGUACUUGUUAUCAAUAUAAACACUGCCUUUAAUAUUGUUUAAGGGAUUUUCAGUAUAAAUAUAAACAUUUUUUUAUAAAAUUAAA